AGAGCCUUCUCAUCUUCAUUCAUCUCUAUCUAUCUUCCCUUGAUCCCUUGAUCUUUCCAUUAGUUCCAGCUUCCCCUUACCUCAAUUAAGCCAGAAACAUAAUGGAAGUUGUUGAAGAUAUUGUGAUUGCAGGUGCUGGACUUGCUGGCCUAACUACAGCCUUGGGACUUCACAGACUGGGGAUUCCAAGUUUGGUUUUGGAAUCAUCAGAUGGAUUAAGGACCACUGGAUUUGCAAUUUUGACAUGGAACAAUGCUUGGAAGGCCCUUGACGCUGUUGGUGUAGGUGACACCCUUCGCCAGCAGCACAAGCAAUUUCAGAGACAUAGUGUGUACUCAUUGGUUUCUAGCAAAAUCAGUUCGGAGUUACUAUUAAAAGAACAUGAAGUCCACCGACGAGGGAUUGGAUCAAGUGGUAAGCGACUUGUUCCAGCAUAAGCAAGAUAUUGAGUUCGAGUACUUGUGUACGCAGCAGCCUUCGUUGUUGGGAGACUCACCCACCAUUUUCAAGUGCGUGACUCGGGUCAGAUCCGGAUUAGUCGGAACGAAGCCCCCGGAUACCGGACGGAAACCGAAAAAAAAAAAGAACAUGAAGUCCGAUCUCUGAAGAGAAACUUGUUGAUUGAAGCUUUGGAGAAGGAACUUCCAAAAGGCACAAUUAGGUACUCAUCUAAAGUAGUUUCUAUUGAGGAAUCGGGUCAUUUUAAGCUGGUUCAUCUUGCUAAUGGAACAAUUAUCAAAACAAAGGUGAAUAUCUGAAUCUUUUACGCCAUUGGAUUACAAUUUUCAACCUUGCUUCUUAAACCUUCAUCAAUUUGCAUAUGAAAGGUGUUGAUUGGUUGUGAUGGAGUUAACUCAGUGGUGGCAAAGUGGCUCGGUUUUGAUCAGCCAGUUUUUUCAGGGCGGUUAGCCAUUAGGGCUUAUGUAGAUCUCAAAGGUCAUGGUCAUGAAUUUGAACCAGAUGUCAUUCAGUUCUUUGGCAAUGGCUUUAGAACAGGUUUUAUCC
Molecule: messenger RNA, 1005 nt
Organism: Rubroshorea leprosula
Lineage: Eukaryota; Viridiplantae; Streptophyta; Magnoliopsida; Malvales; Dipterocarpaceae
Source: the annotation of a GenBank genome assembly